Amblyraja radiata (thorny skate) is the source of this 1785-nucleotide messenger RNA. It is a transcript of the gene otx1, whose product is annotated as orthodenticle homeobox 1. The transcript has 5 exons. Lineage: Eukaryota; Metazoa; Chordata; Chondrichthyes; Rajiformes; Rajidae. Gene Ontology annotation, cellular component: nucleus. Gene Ontology annotation, biological process: multicellular organism development; regulation of transcription by RNA polymerase II. The record is from RefSeq and is a predicted model, not a curated record. The coding region runs from base 406 to 1272 and encodes 288 amino acids. Gene Ontology annotation, molecular function: DNA-binding transcription factor activity, RNA polymerase II-specific; RNA polymerase II cis-regulatory region sequence-specific DNA binding.
CCCGAGACUCCAGCCCAGAUAUCAACCCAACCCAACUCCAACACUUCUCCAGAGACACGGCCAGCCCAGCCCAGCACAGCCUGGCCCAGCGCAGAGUCACCACCACCAGCCCAGUGCAACACUCGCCCAGAGACCAGACCAGUCCAGCCAGGUGCUGCUGCCUCUUCACAUAGAGGCGGUGAGUGGCCCCAUCCCGCCACUCGCUCAUUUCAUAGCCACCAGCCCGAGAUCAACACAACCCAGCCCGGCCCAAUAAGGCAGCGCCGCUUCAUCUAGAGCGACCGGCCCGAGGUGUAGCCGCGUCCCAGCCAGCGCCGGCCGCAGUGAACGGGAGCGCAGCCCGGCCUCGCGUUUGGACAUUUCCACAACUGAAGAUUUGAAGAUUUGAAGAGCAGUGUUUUUAGCAUGAUGUCAUAUCUCAAACAACCUCCCUACGGCAUGAGCGGCCUCGGGCUGAGCGCUUCGGGCAUGGACCUUCUGCACACCUCUGUAGGGUAUCCAGCCACGCCGAGGAAACAGCGGCGAGAACGGACCACCUUCACCCGCUCCCAGCUCGACGUGUUAGAGUCGCUCUUCGCUAAAACUCGAUACCCCGACAUCUUCAUGAGAGAAGAAGUGGCGUUAAAAAUUAACCUGCCCGAGUCGCGAGUCCAGGUGUGGUUCAAGAACAGACGGGCCAAGUGCCGGCAGCAGCAACAGAGCGGCGGCGGCGGCGGCGCCAAGGCCCGGCCGCCCAAGAAGAAGUGUUCGCCGACACGGGAGAGCAGCGGCUCUGAGAGCAGCGGCCAGUUCACUCCUCCGGCCCCGUCCGUGUCCGGCCCGGCCCCCAGCUCAGCCCUCAACCCGCCCGCGUCCAUCUGGAGCCCGGCCUCCAUCUCCCCGGGCGCCGCUGAGCCGCUGGCGGGCGGUGGCUCUUGUAUGCAGCGUUCGUCAGCCGCCGGCUACCCUGUGGCUUAUGGACAGGGCGGCGCCUACACGCAGGGAUACCCCGCCUCGUCUCCCUACUUCAGCGGCGUGGACUGCAGCUCGUACCUGGCGCCCAUGCACACGCACCACCCGCACCAGCUGGCCGCACCCAUGGGUGCCCACACCAUGUCCGGGCACCCACUGGGACAAGCAGCCGCCCACCAUCACCAGGGAUACGCCGCCUUUAACUCGCCCGACUGCCUGGAUUACAAAGAGCAAAGCGCGUCCUGGAAACUCAACUUCAACGCGCCUGACUGCCUGGAUUACAAAGAACAGGCCGCGUCCUGGAAGUUUCAAGUCUUAUAAGUCUGCAUUUACCCGCAAACUAUUUAAAAACUUGUUGCUUUUCUCCGGCUCCCGCUCGGGCCGCUUUAAUUGACAAUCAACGUGGUGUCUAUUGGACAUUGAGUGCUGAUGUAUGUGUUUCGACUUUGAAAAGGCAUCAAAUAAUGAACAGAAACCUCUGUCUAGUUCCGGCCACCAACCUCCAGCCAGACCCAUGGGGACAGUUUCAAACUCGGAGCCUGGAGGUUGUGUCAGUCGCUGCCUCUCUGUAUCUCGUGGGAUCCGUUCACAUUUAACACGACUCUAAAUAAACGUACUCGACAUUUACUUUGCAUUUUGCCCCGUGUGAAUUAUGUGGAUGUUUUGGCCACUUGACGUGUAGAUAUUUGCGCGACUGAGGGCACUUUGUGUCAAUUAUGUUCGCGCUGGUUUUUGUCGCUAAAUGAGGUUAUUUUGCGAAUUGGUUCUUUCCCAUCAAAUGCAGUGUUGAAAGUAUUUAAGGCAUUAUAUAUAAUUAAACUCAAUUGCGGAGAA